Messenger RNA from Neoarius graeffei (lesser salmon catfish), 1573 nucleotides. RefSeq names its product cytidylate kinase (gene cmpk1). The transcript has 6 exons. Gene Ontology annotation, biological process: UDP biosynthetic process; 'de novo' pyrimidine nucleobase biosynthetic process; CDP biosynthetic process. Gene Ontology annotation, molecular function: ATP binding; UMP kinase activity. NCBI's taxonomy places the organism in Eukaryota, Metazoa, Chordata, Actinopteri, Siluriformes, Ariidae. The record is from RefSeq and is a predicted model, not a curated record. Bases 80 to 727 code for a protein of 215 amino acids. Gene Ontology annotation, cellular component: nucleus; cytoplasm.
GAAGCAGCCUCGAGCGCCACUUCCUACUCACCGGCCAACUCAUUGAUCCGCGACCUUCCGAGCGCGCGGCGGUGUGUGUAUGAUCGCCGGAGCGCUCCGCAGCCUCUGUAAGGAAGUGCCGAGGAUUGUCCCCGCCAUGAACCCGCAGGUUGUGUUCGUCCUGGGCGGACCCGGAGCCGGAAAAGGAACACAGUGCGCGAAAAUAGUCGAGAACUACAGCUACACCCAUCUGUCUGCUGGAGACCUGCUGAGAGAGGAGCGCAGCCGGACGGGCUCGGAGUUCGGACAGCUCAUCGACAGCUACAUCAAGGAAGGAAAGAUCGUCCCUGUGGAGAUCACCAUCAACUUACUCAAGAAGGCGAUGGAGGAGACCAUGAAGAAAGACGAAAACAAGUGCCGCUUCCUUAUCGACGGCUUCCCUCGGAACGAGGAUAACCUGCAAGGCUGGAUGAAGGUCAUGGACAACAAAGCCGACGUCAAGUUUGUCCUUUUUUUCGACUGCAGCAACGAAGUUUGUGUCAGCAGGUGUCUAGAAAGAGGGAAGAGCAGCGGCAGGACGGAUGACAACAAAGAGAGCUUGGAGAAAAGGAUCCAGACGUACCUGCAGUCCACACGGCCGAUCAUCGAGCAGUAUGAGAAGCAGGGAAAAGUGCGCACUAUUAACGCCUCACGCACCGUCAAUGAGGUCUUCACCGACGUGAAGUCGGUCUUCGACAGAGAGGGUUGAACCUAAAGAUUCCUGAAUGAAGUUCAGUGAUGUCAGCAAAGCAACACUUCAUUUAUUCACACAUUUAUCUUUUUAUUCAUUUAAUAAGUGUAUUUUUGUUUAAGAGCAAGUGUGUGUGAGAGAGAAAGGGGGACAUUCUGUGACUUUAUGUCCAUUUACACUUAAUAAUGCCCACGAGGAACAAUAUUCAUCUAGAGUGAUAAAAGUAGAGCAAUAGAGUCCAAUUAAAGGAUUUUUUUUCUUUCUUCCCAUGGGAAUGGUAUUUCGUACUUAUAGCACUCUUGGUACUCCUUCAUUGAAUUGGAUUUGUUGUUUUAUCUGUGGCCAUAUGGAUAUGAAUGUGUCGUAUUAUGUUAUUGGUAUUGUUAUUAGCUGUGGAAAACAGUCUGAGCAGCGAUCAAAGGGGGCCAAGAACUCAUAGCGCCGCUGUGGUUAAAUUAUAUCCUCUAUAAAAAGUACAUUUAAAAUUGUUCUUAAUUUAAUUUUAAGUAGGGCUGCAUUAUAUGGACACAAUAUUGUACUGUGACGCUGUUGCUACAGUAUUAUGGCUAAAAAUAAUCCUGCAUUAUUUGGAGGAAAAUUAUUCAUUUAAAUACAGAAUCUAGAGCACGUGAUUGGAUCACAUUUUAUAUAUAUACAUUACGCUUUAAAGCUCAUUUACAAAUAACACCACCUGUGAUUUCAUAUUACGAUUAAAAAUAGCAAUAAAGAUUUAAAUAUAAUGCAGCCGUGCCAGCCUGGUGUUAGCUCUCAUGUUUUAUCUUGUGUCUUUAAAUCAUGCAAAGUCACAUGAUCAUCCAGUGUAAAAAAAAAAAUUAAAUUAAAACAUGUCCCCUAUUUCAACAA